Molecule: messenger RNA, 1616 nt
Organism: Durotheca rogersii
Lineage: Eukaryota; Fungi; Ascomycota; Sordariomycetes; Xylariales; Xylariaceae
Product: kinase-like domain-containing protein
Exons: 3
Coding region: 132-1286 (384 amino acids)
Source: RefSeq, a predicted model, not a curated record
CAGGCAUUUGUAUUAUGAGUCAUACAUGGCCGUACCAAACCCCUAAUAAUGUGAGGGUAUACCAUUUUUCUUCGCAGCUGCAUGUAAAACUCUCGUAUGAGGAGUUGCCAAUCCUAUUAGCCUGAGCAGAAAUGGCACCGCCAGCUCAGCCAGAGCUCGAUGCGCUCGUUACCCGCGUAUUGGAGCAGCUCUCCGAAACCCCGUAUUCUUGCUCUUCUCUCACGCGGCUCGUCAACGGCACUACUAACUUCGUUUUCCGCGGCAUUCUUACCCGGCCUCUCCCCCUCGGAGAUGACAAACCUGUCGAGACUGUGAUUGUCAAGUACACCGCCGACUUUGCCGCACUCAAUAAGGACUUGCCUAUCGAUGCUUCUCGUUGUGUAGUUGAGGGGUCUAUUCUGAAUCUUCUGAACAACUUACCUGACGGCUCCCUAGUCAGAACGCCGCAUCUUUACCUCUUUGAUCAAAGCACAAGCACCCAGGUCCUGCAGGACAUACCAGAUGCCGUGGAUUUGAAGACGAUCCUUGUGUCGCCCACGGCCAACGUCCCCCUCUCCCAACCUCUCGCCACGUCAAUUGGCUAUGCUUUGGGCUCCUGGUUGCGUUCCUUCCAUUCGUGGGCCUCGACACAGUCGCGAGACGGGGCUCAUAGAGGUGCCGAAAUCGGCCCCAACGAGCCUAUGCGGAAAUUGAAAUAUCUAGUCACCUACGGCAGCUUCAUCGGCAACCUCGAGCAGUUUCCGGACGUACUCGGGGACCAUAGGAAGACGCUGGAAGAGGUCAAACUAAUGGCUGCUGACGAGUUCGAGAAGUCGGGGGCGGAUGCGCACGGGGACGAGUGGGGAAUUAUCCACGGCGACUUUUGGUCGGGCAACAUCCUCAUCUCGGAAACCCAGACGCGAGACGAAGCGCCGGGGCUCUUCGUCGUCGACUGGGAGUUCGUCCAGUUCGGCCACCGGGCCUACGACCUCGGCCAGAUGGUGGGCGACCUCUGCGAGCGGAAGCACUUCCAGGACGCGCAGGCGGCCGCGUGGGCCGUCGACGCGUUCCUCGCGGGCUACGGCGCGGUGGCGGACGACGUGGCCUUCCGCGCCGCCAUCCACGCCGGCGUGCACCUGAUCACCUGGCUGGCCCGCGGCCCGCCGCUGGCCAUGCGUCCGGCCUGGGCCAGGGAGCGUGCCGCGGGCGCGGUGAAGCUGGGCCUGGACAUGGUGCUGAGGGGCUGGGCGAGGGACAGGGAGUGGUUUGCGGGCAGUGGGCUGGCGGGGUUGUUCAGCUCGAGGUGACUUUGGACGGAUACCUGAUAUUCGGUUAGGUUCGUCUACUGAUCACGCACGUCAUUGCUCCGAUCGCUGUCGCAAUCGUAAUGCAUAGGUCGUUCUCCUUCCCUUGAAGAGGAGCAGCGUGGGCACGCUGUUGGUAGGGCGUAUUCGGAAAGACCACACCCGUCAACAGCUGGCCCAAGUGCCUAUCGACAGGAAUACAGCUAUAACGGCAGUGUGACAGCCGUAUCUAGUAGUUGUGUGUGAUAUAGAGAAGAAGGUAAAAAUAUGCGAGACCUAAUAUACCUACCUAUAACUAACUACCUAUAACUACCUACCUGGCUAAAUAUACCU